Messenger RNA from Myripristis murdjan (pinecone soldierfish), 4703 nucleotides. RefSeq names its product nicotinamide phosphoribosyltransferase 2 (gene nampt2). The record is from RefSeq and is a predicted model, not a curated record. Bases 229 to 1710 code for a protein of 493 amino acids. Gene Ontology annotation, biological process: NAD+ biosynthetic process. Lineage: Eukaryota; Metazoa; Chordata; Actinopteri; Holocentriformes; Holocentridae. Gene Ontology annotation, molecular function: nicotinamide phosphoribosyltransferase activity. The transcript has 11 exons.
UAUGAGGAGCCGGAGCGCCGUCCGCCGUCCAUAAAGUCUGCAUUCAGCGGCGUCAACGCGACAAAACCCGGAUAAAUCCUCUCGGACCGGCCCGUUCUCCUCGCCGCCUCCUCCGUCUCCCUCCGCCGCCCGCCUCGCCUCCCGUCCCGCCGCCUUCUCGGUCCAGUCGCGCCGCCGGAGCCGGACGCAGCGCCGCACACUGACACUCCACAUCAUUCAUUCAUAACAAUGGCAGCGCAGGAUUUUAAUUUCUUGCUAGCGACGGACUCCUACAAGAUCACACACUACAAGCAGUAUCCUCCCAGUGUCAACAAAAUCUACUCCUACUUCGAAUGCCGACGCAAGAAGGGCUCCCAGUUCAGCGAGGUGGUGUUUUUCGGGCUCCAGUACCUGCUGAAGAAGUACCUCACCGGCCCAGUCGUCACAGAGGAGAAGAUUCAGGAGGCCAAGCUCUUCUACCAGAUGCACUUCAGACAGACCGUAUUCGACGAGGAAGGAUGGAGGAAAGUUCUAGAGAAAUAUGAUGGUCGUCUUCCAAUCCGGAUCAAAGCUGUUCCCGAGGGCCGGGUCAUCCCACGAGGGAACGUGCUCUUCACUGUGGAAAACACUGAUCCCGACUUCUUCUGGCUCACCAACUACAUCGAGACCAUGCUGGUCCAGAUGUGGUACCCCAUCACAGUGGCCACCAUAUCCAGGGAGUUCAAGAAGAUCCUGGCCAAGCACCUGAGGGCCACUUCAGGGAACCUGGAAGGUCUGGACUUCAAGCUGCAUGACUUCGGCUACAGAGGAGUUUCCUCACAGGAGUCAGCAGCUUUAGGCGGAGCUGCUCACCUGGUAAAUUUCUGCAGCACAGACACAGUGGCAGGGCUGCUGAUGGCCCAGCACUACUACAGCUGCCCUAUGGCCGGCUUCUCCAUCCCAGCUGCAGAGCACAGUACCAUCAUCUCCUGGGGGAGGAGCCGGGAGAAGGAGGCGUUUGAGCGAAUUCUGGACCAGUUCUCAUCGGGGCCGGUGUCGGUGGUCAGCGACAGCUACGACAUCUUCAAGGCCUGUAAGCAGAUCUGGGGAGACAAGCUGAAGGAGCGAGUGAUGGAGCGCAGCCAGGACUCGUGCCUGGUCAUCCGGCCCGACUCCGGAGACCCCGCCGAGACUCUGAUCGAGGUCAUCAAGAUUUUGGAGCAGUGUUUCGGCUGCUCGGUGAACUCCAUGGGAUACAAGGUGCUGCCCUCGUACCUGCGCAUCAUUCAAGGAGACGGCAUCGACCUCCGAUCGGUGGACGAGAUUCUGCAGAAGCUCACAGAUGAAGGCUGGAGUGCUGAGAACGUCUUCUUCGGCUGUGGCAGCGCUCUGCUCCAGAAACUCAACAGAGACACGCUCAACUGUGCCUUCAAGUGCAGCUACGUGGAGACCAACGGCAAGGGGAUGGAUGUGUACAAGCAGCCGGUGACCGACCCGUCCAAAGGGUCCAAGAGGGGUCGAUUGUCCCUGAGGAGGAACUCCGACGGCUUCCUGGAGACGGUAGAGAGAGGAGCAGGCAAGCCUGAGGAGGAUCUGCUGGUGACGGUGUUUGAGAACGGCGUCUUGCUGCAGGACUACACGCUGGAGGAGAUCCGCAAGAACGCCCGGCUGUGGGAGGAGGAGGUGAGCCCCGCCCAGCACAACCAGGACCAGGAGCCUCUCGACCAGCACAUCAUCAACGGGCUGCACUAAGCCGCCCACAAAGCCUUUUAACCAGCACAUAUCAUGAUUUAAGGUUUAGGGUGCACUGACUUGAUUUGGGAUGGAGAGACUGCGGGCCACAGUGUUUUUGAAAGACACCCCCCUGGUGUAAAGUGGACCUCUGGGGAGGGAGGGGAGGGAAAUGUUUCUCCCAGCAUGCACCUCCACACACACCGCUCACCCCCUCCUCAACAGGCUGAUAAUGAGACUCUGUGCUGGUAGAUUAGCUCCUCUGGAUUUUCUCCUGCCGGCGUCCCAGCGGCCUCGUGCUAAACUCCUCGCUCUGCGGCCGAGCGAGCACCGGGUCACAUUAGACAGCCAUGACCAGACCAGUCAAAGCUCAGGGUCCGAAACGAUAAGCUGAUUUAGGUUUUAAAUGUUUCAUUCAGGGUUUUCUUCCUCUUGAAGACCCGAUUAUGGUAUUUUAGGAUCGAAGCUGCUGAUAGCUGAUAUUUAGAAUCUGUAAAUUUAACCUUUUUAAGGCCAAAAAACAUCCCUCAAAUGUCUUUCCAAAAUCCUCUGCAGCAGGAGUUAAAUCACAUGACACUAAAAUCAUCCACUGAAACAAAGUAUAAUCACUAUUAUCAAUAUUAUGACUGAUCAUGUUGUUAAUGCUGGAUUAAACAAUAAAUAUGCAAUCACACAGCAAUCACAUCUGUUAUUCCACAAGCGGCAGACGGCAUUGAUUCUCUGGCCUCUGAUUUUUCAUAAAAGGCCAGUUAUCGGCUCCAAAUAUCUACUCACCAAUACAUCAGUGUAGCAUUGACUUCUGCUUUUGUUUUGAUGUCCUUUUAAUUUAAAUAAUGAUCUUUCCAUGGAACCACUGAUUGAAAAGCACGCGACAGAGUUCAUUCAGCAAACCCAGAGUGAAAAUACAACCUGGAACACGCAUGUAAGGCCUCAGGGUUACAAGCCAUUUCCACAAAGGACUAAAACGUAACAGCGACUGACGUCCGUUCACAGUCCAUCAUUUCCUGAAGGUGAAUCAGCAGCAAGAGCCUUGGCCAAAUCACUCGGAUUUCAGAUUCACCCACUCGCUUAAUAUUAUUGUCGUUUAUGUAAAACAACACCUAGAUAUCAGUUAGUCAACGCCUCAGAAACAAGCUUUAGUGACUGAUCCCUUUAAACUUGACUUGCGAGCCCCUAGAGGGCGCUGCAACACCACUGUUUCAUGUUAAUGAUAAAUCUGAUGACAUUCACCAACCGGCCACAUUCACUUUAAUCUCCAGGUCUCACUUUACAGGAGUGUAGAUUGAUAGGUUUCCUUUUUUUUUUUUCUUUUUGUAAUCUUUUUUUUUAUUAUGAAGAAAUAUUAGUUUUUAAAAAUGGCCUCUUCUGACAUAUUAACUUUGUGUUGUGCAGGUGUCUCUACCAUCUAACUGUUUUGUUUUUAACAGAACAGAAUAUGCAAGUAUUCAGGAUUACCGUGACAUUACAGAAGCAUUUUAAUCUGUAAACUUUUGACUUGAAGGAUUACAUUUAUGCAACAAAACCUGGUAUCCUCAAAGACUGAACGCUGCGUUGAACAUGGAGUGUGGCCUCCUGCGGACGCUGAGUCAGGAGAGGUGCUUUACAGCCCGCCGUCCCGUCCCAGGAUACUCGCUAACCGCUGAUGUUAAUACGUGCAGUUAUCGUUUGGGUUGUAUUUCUCUCAAGUCUAGAUUUGUUUCCAGUAAAACAGAUGUGCUGCUAUAAAAAUCCAGACAGGGUGGCGUGCUGCACGAGACAUACACUUUAUCCAGCCUCCUGUCGCUCAGCUUCAUCUGCUGUUUCAUCUGUAAUUUGAAAGAGAAACGUUAAAGCAAUGCAACACUAAAUUCAUUUAGAGUGUGAACUGCAUGAACAGAACGCUCCUGUAUUUGAACACAUGGAGAGGAGAAUGAUGCUGCGACAUGAGGUUUUGUGAUUCACCUCCAGAAAUCCUCCAGUACAUUUUCCUUUUCCCAGUGUUUGAAAGGAGCAGCCAGUUAACGUGCUUGAGAGCUGAUCAGCGGCGCUGCUGGUGCCGACAUGAAGCAUCUGAUGAUGAUUUUCCAGUUUCAACAAUCUGGGGCAUUUUCUCUUCUUUAUUUUUAAACGUAACUAAAAAAAAAAAAUGUUGAUAACUCAGAUUGCCUUUAAAGCAAAAUUACUUGGCUGUAAGUGUGUAACUUUAUUUUUUAUAGUUUUAUUUGCCUUUUAACAAGAUUUCACUUUGCUGUCCGAUAAAUUGGGCGUGCCGUGCUGAUUUGAACUGACUGUGAGUGGAAAACUUUGAAAGCGGGCAAAUUAUCAAAUUAUCUCUUGAAUUGAAGUUCUGCCGUGUUUUAUGUUUAGUUUUUAGCAUAAUUCAUAUUUCCGGCUGGCCAGCAGCUGGAGCAAAAUGUGUAGGUCAUAGUCAGGCGGGGCGUGCUGAUGUGAAAAAUCCACCCUGAACCUCCUCGGUGCUGCUGGAUCCUCUGAUGUUCACUUUCCCUCAACCUGCCGCCUCUACUGCACUCUGUGGUUUCCUACAUUUCCCAGAAUGCCUUGCUUUCAAUUAAAGGUGUGAAUAUGAAUCUCGAUGGGACGUGGACAGAUUACACCCGGCUCCUCUACACACACACACACAUCUUGAUUUUUGAUGUUUAACUGCUGUCUGAUUGUUGCGCUCGUUAGUUUAGUGAGAUUUAUUUUUUAUCUCAUCUAUUAAUAUUUUGAUAUUCAUAACCACAGCAACCACCUACCAACAGCCUGAAAACCAGCCACAGCACCCCAGCAACUGCCUAGCAACCGUCCAAAACACCCUAGCAGCUGCCUAGCAACACCCUAGCAACCACCCAGAACACCCUAGCAACCGCCUAGCAACCAUCCAGAACACCCUAGCAACCACCUCACAACUAUCCAGAGCACCCCACUGCUGCCUGGCAACACCCUAGCAACCACCCAGAACACCCUAGCAACCUCCUAGCAACCAUCCAGAACACCCUAGCAACCACCUCACAACUAUCCAGAGCACCCCACAG